Spodoptera littoralis (African cotton leafworm) is the source of this 1407-nucleotide messenger RNA. Lineage: Eukaryota; Metazoa; Arthropoda; Insecta; Lepidoptera; Noctuidae. The record is from the annotation of a GenBank genome assembly.
AUGACUUACGACUGGUUUGAGUCUAUAGGCAGGCCACGGUUUGUGGUUGCUCCUAUGGUUGAUGCCAGUGAGUUAGCUUGGCGCCUUUUAUGCCGGCGACAUGGAGCAACAUUAUGUUACACGCCAAUGUUUCACAGUAAUGUUUUUAAUAAAGACCCUAAGUAUAGGAAAGAUAACAUGGUUACAUGUGAGGAAGAUCGUCCCCUGAUUGUACAGUUCUGUGGAAAUAACCCCGAAAUUAUGGCAUCGGCUGCGAAACUUGUUGAGGGCCAAUGUGAUGCCAUUGACAUAAAUCUUGGCUGUCCACAAUCCAUAGCCAAAAGAGGCAGAUAUGGAUCCUUCCUCCAAGAUGACUGGGAUCUAUUGAAGAAACUGGUGCAAACAAUGUCUGAAGCAGUUUCGGUGCCAAUAACAUGCAAAGUAAGGAUUUUUGAGAGCAUAGAGAAAUCAGUGGAGUAUGCUCUCAUGUUACAAAAUGCUGGAUGUAAAAUGCUCACAGUUCAUGGCAGAACUAGGGAACAAAAGGGACCAUUGACUGGAAUCGCUAGUUGGGAACACAUAAAAGCAGUAAGGGAAGCAAUAUCAAUACCCAUGCUAGCUAAUGGGAACAUUCAAUGUUUGCAAGAUGUCUACAGAUGUUUGGAAUAUACUAAAGUAGAUGGAAUUAUGAGUGCAGAGGGAAACCUAACAAAUCCAGCCAUAUUUGAAGGAAUAAAUCCUGUGUCAUGGGAGAUAGCUAAUGAGUAUUUAGACUUAGUAGAACAGUAUCCUUGCCCAACAUCUUAUAUAAGAGGUCAUUUAUUUAAAAUAUUUCAUAAAAUAUUUUCACUAGAAGAAAACAAUGAAGAUAGACAAAUUCUGGCCACAGCACAAAACUUAGAUGACUUCAAGAGAGUGUGUAUCAAUGUUAGAGACAAGUACUUGCCUUAUCAUGAAGGUAAAAUUAAUAUUGAGAAUGAUGAGAACAUAACUAGGAUUGGAUUCAAUUUAAUAUUACCUCCAUGGAUAUGCCAGCCUUAUGUAAGAAUGUCACCUGAAGAACACACACGAAAAAUGGAGAAAUUAAAUAUAAUUCAGGAAAAUGCUGCUGAAAAAAGGAAAUGUGAGGACACUGAUGGCACAAUCCUAUCUAGGAAGAAACUGAAAAAGUUGAAGAGAAUAAGCAGAAGACCAGAAAAACCAGAUUCUCAGCAGAAUAGCAGAAGUGGUCAAAUCUGCUUUAGUGAAAAUUGCCCCAAUCCUCUUGGUGGAAAAUGUUUAUAUCAACUGUGCAAAAAGUGUUGCAGAAACAAAUGCUAUGAGCAAGAGUUAGACUGUAAAGGACAUGGAAUAUUAGUUCAUACUCGACGCGAAAUGGCUAGGAAGUUUGCAAAUGUUCAGGCUAACACAGAAACUGAUACCACUUAA